Molecule: messenger RNA, 3756 nt
Organism: Lolium rigidum
Lineage: Eukaryota; Viridiplantae; Streptophyta; Magnoliopsida; Poales; Poaceae
Product: disease resistance protein RGA4-like
Exons: 4
Coding region: 133-3225 (1030 amino acids)
Biological process (GO): defense response to other organism
Molecular function (GO): ADP binding
Source: RefSeq, a predicted model, not a curated record
AACUGAAGCCUUUCUUGUGUAUCCACAAACGUGUAUGCAUGAGGGGAAGACGGAGGAAGCUAAGAAAUCAGCUCUAGCGUCACUAUUAGUGAUAUGAGCUGAUCAAUAAAGAGUGUGGCCGGUAGUGUGGAGAUGGAAGCUGUGGUUGGCACCGCCGCCGGUAAGAUCGCUCCUAAGCUCUUAGAUUUCUUACUAACAAAUCACAAGCUGCGGGCGGAGCUGGAGCAUGACAUCCAGUACAUCAAGAAAGAAUUUGUGAUGAUUUCUGCCGCCAUUCGAGAAGAUGAUGAGAAGAGCGGCGAUGUGCAUAGCGCCUGGAUCCAAAUGGUGCGUGACUUGGCGCACGAUAUUGAGGACUGCAUCGACCGCUUCACGCACCGCUUGACCCUCCACGGACACGCAUCGUGGAUCCGUCAGAAACUCCACAGGGUGAAGACAGUGAAGGCCCGUAACAAGUUUGCCAAGGCGAUUCGUCGUCUCAGGAAGACAUCAGAGGAAGCAUCUGUGCUGAGAGAGAGGUACAAGAGAGAGGCAUCCAAGUUGAGAGCAAACUGCAGCAGUAUCAGCAAUGGCCACGGCGAAUCCAGCAACUUGGUCUUGGAGACUGAUGAGGAGACAGGGACGGAAACCUUGCUGGGUAUGGAGGCGGCUCGGGAUGAGCUCAUGGAGCUGAUAAGUGAAAUGCCGCAAGGACAACUCAAGGUCAUCUCCCUUGUUGGAUUUGGUGGUAUUGGGAAAACUAUCCUUGCCAGGCAAGCCUACGACAACACAAUUAAUGAGAAUCACUGUGAAGCUUGGGCUUGGGUUCGCGCCGCAGACAAAGGCGCACAGCAUGUUCUUGAGGAGAUACUCCGGCAACUUGGAAGUUCGAGCAGCUCCUGCGGUAGACUCAGCAGUCUCAGGGCAAGCCUCAAAAAGUGCCUUGGCACCAAGAGGUUCUUCAUUGUGAUUGAUGACAUGCGCACAGUAUUUUGGCAUGACAUAAAAGAUGCUUUCCCUGUAGUUCCAGGGGUGAACAGCAGAGUUAUGGUGACAACGGCAAUAAAGUCCGUCGCAAAUGCCUGCAGCUCGGCUCAUGGUCAUGUCUAUGUGAUGAGAACUCUUGCCAAGAAACAUUCAAGACAGCUGUUCUUCAAAGAAGCUUCCUUGGAAGACCAACCACCACCCAGUGAUCAUACGCAACUCGGUACUUCCGAAGCACUGACCAAAUGCGAUGGUCUACCCCUUGCUCUUGUUACCACUGCCCAGUUCUUGCAAAGUAGAGGUAAUCCUGAAAGGUGGACAAAUCUAUGCAAAAACCUGGGCAAACAUCUUGAGACUGAGGAUACCUUAGCAAGAAUGAAGCGUGUGCUCAUCCAUAGCUACACCAACCUUGGUAGCCAAGAUGUCAAGACCUGCUUGCUAUAUCUGGGUAUCUACCCAAGUGGACGUCCAAUCAGUAGAGGAAGUGUGAUAAGAAAAUGGUUAGCGGAAGGGUUCAUCAAAGAAGACCAUAAACGCAGUGCCCUCAAUGUUGCUGUUGACAAUUUUGAUGAGCUGGUCAAUCGGAGUAUCAUUCAGCCUACAGAUGCCACCAGCGCAGAGGUGAAGAAAUGCCAAACUCAUGGCAUGAUGCUCGAGUUCAUCCUGCACAAGUCCAUGUGUGAGAACUUUAUUACCUUGCUAUAUGACAAGGAUCCCCUGCCCGGGAGUAAUGUCCGUUGGCUUUCGCUGCAUAAUAAAACUGCUGCAAGGUCCAAAAUUAAUCCAAAAGAUUUAUGUAUUGUCCGCUCUCUGACAAUCUUCGGUAAGGCACAUAAAUCUGUCUUGGAAUUUUCCAUGUAUAAAUUGCUGCGAGUUUUGGAUCUAGAACAGUGUGAUGAACACUUGGAUGACAAGCAUCUCAAGGAGAUAUGCAACCUGUUGCUUCUUAGGUACCUAAGCCUUGGCGCCGCUGUUACGGUUACGGUGCUUCCCAGAGAGAUCAAGAAGCUUCAACUUUUGGAGACACUGGAUGUAAGAAGAACCAAGAUAGAGAUUCUUCCCACAGAAGUCAUAAAGCUGCCAUGUUUAGUUCAUCUAUUCGGAAAGUUCAAGCUCCAACACAAUGUAGGAGACCAGAGAAUGGGUAAGCUACAGACUUGGUUGUCAGAGAACAGCAGAUUAGAGACACUGGCAGGAUUUGUUGUGGACAAGAGCCAAAAGUUUCCGCAACUCAUGGAUUAUAUGGAGCACCUGACGAAGGUCAAAAUAUGGUGUGAAUCCACCGGAGCCGAUGCUUUUGCCAGAAGCAGCUCAAGUCAUCUCUCAAAGGCCAUCAAGGGUUUCAUCGAGAGAGGCACCCAACUGAACAAAGCUCGUUCACUCUCACUGAACAUCAACGACGAACGGUCGCAAGAGUUGCUGGAUUUCUCCCUCGAAAAGGAUUACAGCUACUACCUUAGCUCGCUCAAGCUACAAGGGAUCAGCAUAUGCAGCCAACUGCCUCAUUUUGUUACCAUGUUGGGUGGUCUCACUAAGCUGUGCCUGUUAUUUCCUGGCGAUCAUAGGCUGAGCGAUAGCAUUCUUGAUGCCCUGAGCAGAGUGCGCGGCCUGGAGUACCUGAAGCUGGUCGCUAAUCAACUGGACAGGCUCGUCAUCAAACAAGGUGCACUCAGAAGCUUGCGACGCCUAUGCGUCGUGCUGAAAGUCAUUACUGAGAUGGAAAUACAAGAGGGAGCUCUACCUCGCGUCGAGUCCCUCUUGCUGCUAUGCAAGGAUCUAAAUGGCUUUAGCGGCAGCGCAAUCCAGUCCCUGCCACGGCUUAAUAAGGUCGCCCUCCAUGAAGGACUGAGUGACGAAGUAAAACACGAGUGGAAAGAAGCAGCAAAGAACCACCCCAGGCAUCCCCAGCUCUUGUUUGUCAAGACGGAACCGAUGGGAAGUGAGCCUGCUGCGGAAACAGCUAGUGAUACGACAGAGGUUGAUGACAAAAGAGAACCUACAGGACCACCUACUGAAACAACGUUUUCAGUGACAACACCGCCCGAUGCCAAUUCUACAGGAUGGUCUGUACAAGUUGUUGCAGCUGAGAUGGCUGCUGAUCACAAGCUGAUGGGAAGUGAGAUUGCUGCGAAGAUCUCUGCGGCGCCAGCUACUGCUCAUAAUACGACAUUGACGGUAAACCACAAUGCUGUUGCUGGAGACCAAGCAUAUCGUGGAACCGCGAGCUUUAUUAAUUCAGCAAAAGCAUCUUACAGUCGUUAGCAACAAGUUCCUACACACAGGGCAGAGUUGCAUUAUAUAUAAACUACCAGAAAUUUCAGAUUUGCCUCACUGCGCUAACACUUGCGCAGCUCCAUUGCUCACAUGCUUCACCUUUUCGAUCUCAAUGAGAUUGUAGAUCCUCAUCCGCUCCUUUGCCUCCUGAUACAAACUCCAGAUUUCUGAUUUAUCUUGGUCCUAGCUUGAAAUGAUCUGCACCGCAUGCAAGCAAUCAGUUUCCGAAUUGGCUGACAAUCAGUUUUCAAGUUGUAUAUGUACUCUCUCUCCUCACGCACGCAAGCAUCAUUUUUUUCUUUUUUCUGCAGUACAAGUUGCUACUUGCUAAUGGUGGCUGCUCAUAUGCUGAUGCUAGCUACAUGCAUGGGUGAGCCAACUGCUGCGGACAUGGACUCGUUUUCUGGAGAAGAUGAAGUCCUCCAAAUAAGUUACUCCUCCGUUUCAAAAAAAAAAAAAACUAAGUUACCCCAAUUUGUACUUGUGUUGCAAGAAUGGUUUAUUUUCGUGCGUAUCAAU